Parastagonospora nodorum SN15 is the source of this 1194-nucleotide messenger RNA. RefSeq lists its product as hypothetical. The record is from RefSeq and is a predicted model, not a curated record. The transcript is spliced from 3 exons. Gene Ontology annotation, molecular function: NADH dehydrogenase activity. NCBI's taxonomy places the organism in Eukaryota, Fungi, Ascomycota, Dothideomycetes, Pleosporales, Phaeosphaeriaceae. The coding region runs from base 1 to 1194 and encodes 397 amino acids.
AUGGCAGAGAUACGCGUCGUGAUCCUGGGAUCAGGCUGGGCCGGCUUCACAGUCGCGCGAACUCUCGACCCAUCUAAAUUCCAAGCUGUAGUUGUAUCUCCAAGGUCUUACUUUGCCUUCACCCCGCUCCUUGCCAGCACUGCAGUGGGCACACUCGAGUUCCGCACUGCUCUAGAGCCAGUGCGAAGUCGGCGCACCAAAGUGGAUUUCUUCCAGGGAUGGGCUGAUGAUGUGGACUUCAAGAAUAAGAGCAUUACGAUUGAGGAGGCCGUGGAUGAUCCUACGCAGGGCAUGGCGUUGACGACAGAUCGUCAUGCGGGUGAAACGAAAGAGCAGAGAGAGGCUGAGAAGAAGAAGGAGGUGGCUAAGGGGAGGAUGUUUGAUCUGACUUAUGAUAAGUUGGUGGUCACUGUGGGGUGCUAUAGUCAGACGUUCAAUACUCCUGGUGUACGAGAACACGCAUACUUUCUCAAAGACGUUGGGGACGCGCGAAAGAUUCGGAACAGACUUCUGGCUUGCUUUGAAGGCGCGGCACUACCUACAACAAGCGAGGAGAUGAGACGACAACUACUCCACUUCGCAGUUGUCGGUGGCGGACCGACAGGAAUUGAGUUCAGUGCCGAAUUGCAUGAUCUGAUCAACGAAGACAUGGCAAAAAUCUACCCCGAGCUGAUUAAGUACCACAAAAUCACAGUCUACGACGUUGCAGAGAAGGUCUUACCCAUGUUCGACGAGAAACUGGCAGGAUACGCCAUGCAGAAAUUCAAGCGUGAGGGCAUCGAUAUCAAGACGAGCCAUCAUGUUGAGGAAUUGAGUACAGGAGCACCAGUAGAACGAAGUGCUUCCGACAAUGUAGACGACUACCGUCUCUUCACGCUCAAGAUCAAAGAAGAAGGUGCAAUCGGCGUGGGCAUGUGCGUAUGGAGACUAAUGCAAAACCCCUUCGUCGCCCACGCACUCGACGGCGUUCGCGAAGCUCCCUCCAACCUCCGUCUGCUCGAAUCAGAUUCACCCUCCUCCUCCUCCUCCACCACCCCAUCCUCCCCUCCAACUAAAUGGAAACUCCAAAAGACCCCAAAUCAGGCUCCAUCAUCACCGACGACGUCUCGCGUCGAACUCGUCCCCAGACACUUCUCCUCUUCCCCACUCAGCGAUCCACCCGACGUCUUCGCCCUCGGCGACUGCGCAUCAUGA